AUUUUCUGUAAAGCUAGUUUGGUUGCCAAGUUUCUGUUAUUGGUUGCUUGGCUACGGAUUUCAUAGCAACCAUGUUAUUCAUUUUUCACAAUUCACGCCAUUUCGUUUUUUUAUAAUUAUUUCAUUUGCUACGUAAUAUUUUUAAAAUAUGGCACCCAAAAAAGAUAAAGGAAACAAAAAUGACGAGAAAGGUGGAGUAUUUACUGAAGUGGAGAGAACAUUUAUGGAACUCCAGCUAGCUGAUAGCAACCGCAAGGUAGCUAGGCUUAGAUCCGCUGUGGAAGAGUAUGAGGCACGCAUCGAGGAACUACAAAAAGCCUAUGCGAAGUUGGACGAAGACAGGGCUGAUAUCAUCGCUUACCUGAAACGGACUCUUACAGUGAAGAGUGAGGAAAAUAUCGAGCUGAAAGAAAAAGUCAAAGGGUUGGAGGAGAUCAGACAAAUUGAAAAUGAACGGUUCAACGAAACCACACAACAAUUAGAAAAAGACUUUAUUUUUAUGAAAGAACAGCUGACGUCGGAGAACAAGUUAUUGGCAGGUAAACUGAAUACUUUAGAAGAGUUUAGAGCUAUAAGAGACGAUUUAAUGAGGAAGUUUGAAAACCAAGAACAAGAAUUUCAAGACCAAGAACUGAAAUACAAACGCCUUAUAUACGAAUCUGAAAAGAAAUUUAUUAUUGGUAAAGAUAACUUAAAGAAAGAAAUGGAAGCCAGACUAUUACAACUUGCUCAAGAUUUCCAAGAUGCAACAGAAUUAAGGGUCGCUGCAUCUACACAUAGAGUGAUUAGGGAAAACAUAGCUAUUAACAAUGAAUUGGAAAAUAUUUUAAACUCUCAAGUUAGACUGUCAGCACAAAAUGAAUCUUUUAAAGAGGUAAUGCGAAAGGCACAAGUGUCUAAAGAGUUGGCUGAAGAGGAGCGAGAUAAAGCUAUUAACAAGAGUGUUGUACAACUCAAAGUAAUUGAUCAGCUAACUAAAGCAUUUGAAUCAAUGAAGAAAGAAAAAGCCUUAUUUGAAAGAAAAACUUAUAACUUCGAAGCACUGCAGGGAAAAAUUGAACGAUUGACUAAAGAAAAUGUCAAUCUUGGCUUUCAAGUGCGUGUACUGGAACAAAACUUACAUGCUCGCGUAAGUGAGCAAAAUAAAGCUGUGGUUGAAGCGGCAAAAAUGUCCAAAGAACGUGAUAAAUUGAAAAUCCUUAAAGAAGCAGCAAUCGCUAUCCAAGCGGCCUUAAAAUUGGACAAAUGGGCAUCAACUGAAGAGUCAACAGAAGUUAUGGAUAGACACGUUUUGCUUUCACAUUUGUUGGAAAUUGUAUCACAGUUCCGUGAACUUGAACAAUCAGACUCCGUGGGCACAAUAGGUUCAUUUAGUAAAAUAUAUGAAGAAGGUGAUCUGGGUUUUGUUCCUAAGCCAACGAAGAAAAAGGCCCUUGUAGUGUCAUCUGUUCCCAGUGCAAUUAUUUCUAUGAAAAACGGCACCAUUCCGGCUGAAGAUGCUAGACCACCAUUGGAGUCAGAGUCCCGCUCUACUCUGGGAGGCAGCAUCGAUACCAUGCCUAGUAUUAAAGUUUUACCUCCAAAUUCGCAAAAGGAAGUGGUUAUAAAUGAAAGUAUAGAAUCUUUUGUGGCAUCCUCUUAUCAAUCGGAAGAAAUAGCUGUAGAGGAAGAACAGGAAGAAGUGCCAGAGGAUGACAUUGAAAAGAAAUUGGCAGCAAGUAAAGUUGAGAUGCAGAAAUCUUUGAUGAAAGAUUUAGCGCUUUCCCAAGUAAUCCCAGAGCGUUCGGAGGCAAUGAAGGACAAAGAAACGAAGUCCAUGGCACAAAUGAGACAUAGUCUGGUUAUGGAAGAAAACCAGAUGUACAGGAAAUUGAAAUGGAAGUACUAAUGGAAGAAGACUUAGAUGUUGAUGAUGGGGAUGUUGAAAUUGAUGUUGUUGAUGAUGAUGAUUUUGAUAACGAUGAUGACGCUGGCGAUGACGGAAAAGAAGAAGAUCUCAGUGGAGUAUCAGCCGACAAGGUCUCAGAGUCCCAUUAGUAAGCAAAAGGAACCUCAUCAUUAUUUGGGUGUUAUAUUUUUUAUUUUUUGAUAUGUUUAUUUUAUUUUACUUUUUUUAUGAUGCCAUUUUGCAUUAAAUUUUAUUUUUCUUUUA
This is a messenger RNA of Helicoverpa armigera (cotton bollworm), 2152 nucleotides long. Its product is annotated as cilia- and flagella-associated protein 157. The record is from RefSeq and is a predicted model, not a curated record. Gene Ontology annotation, cellular component: cilium; ciliary basal body. Gene Ontology annotation, molecular function: microtubule binding. Lineage: Eukaryota; Metazoa; Arthropoda; Insecta; Lepidoptera; Noctuidae.